AAUAAUUGACAAAUAACGGAACAGUCAGGGUGUAGAAGGCAAUACAUGAAGAAAAAUAACCAAAACAACAUCUGGGGUUGCAACAAACUGAAAAUGCUCCCCCGGCUACUUUGUAUCAAUGAUUAUGAACAACAUGCUAAAUCCACACUUCAAAAGUCUAUAUAUGACUAUUAUAGGUCCGGGGCAAAUGAUCAGGAAACCUUGGCUGAUAACAUGGCAGCAUUUUCCAGAUGGAAGCUGUAUCCACGGAUGCUCCGGAAUGUUGCUGAAAUAGACCUGUCCACUUCCAUUCUAGGACAGAAGGUCAGCAUGCCCAUAUGUGCAGGGGCUACCGCCAUGCAGUGCAUGGCUCAUGAGGAUGGGGAACUUGCAACUGUGCGAGCCUGUCGGUCCUUGGGAACUGGCAUGAUGUUGAGUACCUGGGCCACCUGCUCAAUUGAAGAAGUGGCAGAGGCUGGUCCUGAGGCACUUCGCUGGCUGCAACUGUACAUCUACAAGGACCGUGAGGUCACCAAGCAGCUCGUGCGGCGGGCAGAGCGGAUGGGCUACAAGGCCAUAUUUGUGACGGUGGACACCCCUUACCUAGGCAACCGCUUCGACGAUGUGCGUAACAGAUUCAAGCUGCCGCCACAACUCAGGGUUAAGGCUCGGUGCUUCAGUUCAGUGCCAGGGCAGUUUAAAGAGGAGAAAAGUGAUGAUGCCAGGGAGGCAGUUAAACACGGUUUGGAUGGGAUCUUGGUGUCAAAUCAUGGGGCUCGACAACUCGAUGGGGUACCAGCCACUAUUGAUGCUCUGCCAGAAAUUGUGGAGGCUGUGGAAGGGAAGGUGGAAGUCUUCCUGGAUGGGGGUGUGCGGAAAGGCACGGAUGUUCUGAAAGCUCUGGCCCUGGGUGCCAGGGCUGUGUUUGUGGGGAGACCGAUCAUAUGGGGCUUGGCUUUCCAGGGGGAGAAAGGUGUCCAAGAUGUCCUUAGGAUACUAAAGGAAGAAUUCCGGCUGGCCAUGGCUCUGAGUGGGUGCCAGAAUGUGAAAGUCAUCGACAAGACAUUGGUGAGGAAAAAUCCUUUGGCCGUUUCCAAGAUCUGACAGUGCACAAUAUUUUCCCAUCUGUAUUAUUUUUUUUUUUCAGCAUGUAUUGCUUGACAAAGAGACACUGUGCAGAGGGUGACCACAGUCUGUAAUUCCCCACUUCAAUACAAAGGGUGUCGUUCUUCUCCCACAAAAUAGCAAUCCCUUUUAGUUCAUUGCUUUUGACUUUUCAAUGGGUGUCCUAGGAACCUUUUAGAAAGAAAUGGACUUGCAUCCUGGAAAUAUAUUAACUGUUAAAAAGAAAACAUUGGAAAUGUGUUUAGACAACGUCAUCUCCUGGCAGGCUAAAGUGCUGGAAAACAAAAGAUAGCCUUUGGUAAAAUUGGAGGUAGUGAACGCUGAGGUAAAAAGAUAACGAUCUCACUGUGUGUUAACCUGCAUUGUGUUUGGACAUCUUUAAAGCAGUGGUUCUUAAAUUGUAAGCUCAGGUUCAAAGUGUUGGAAGUGCCUGAUUCACACCACUGAGAGGCUAUCACUGGACGGAACUGGAAUGGAUGGUGGUGAUUUGUGAUACUUCUUUUAAUGUAGCUUUCCAAUCACAUCUUCAAUGUCUGACUAUAUCCGAAUGUUUUAUGAUGUAUAUUACUUCUUAAUCAGAAAGAAAUAAAGGAUUUUUUGAAA
Propithecus coquereli (Coquerel's sifaka) is the source of this 1707-nucleotide messenger RNA. RefSeq names its product hydroxyacid oxidase (glycolate oxidase) 1 (gene HAO1). Bases 46 to 1083 code for a protein of 345 amino acids. Lineage: Eukaryota; Metazoa; Chordata; Mammalia; Primates; Indriidae. The record is from RefSeq and is a predicted model, not a curated record. The transcript has 8 exons. Gene Ontology annotation, molecular function: FMN binding; oxidoreductase activity.